Micropterus dolomieu (smallmouth bass) is the source of this 1552-nucleotide messenger RNA. It is a transcript of the gene clic3, whose product is annotated as chloride intracellular channel 3. The transcript has 7 exons. NCBI's taxonomy places the organism in Eukaryota, Metazoa, Chordata, Actinopteri, Centrarchiformes, Centrarchidae. Bases 165 to 884 code for a protein of 239 amino acids. The record is from RefSeq and is a predicted model, not a curated record.
CGUGAAGCACUAAAAAACAGGUGGAGUGAAAAUAAAGCAGUGCUCUUCUUGCAUCCAGUGCUGACUGUGACCACCAGUUGACAGAAACGGACCUUUCUGUAGACCCAAUAAAGAUAGGUGGACAUUACCAGACAGAGAGAAACGACAGAGAGGCAGAAACAAAGAUGGCAGAGGCCCCGAAGAUUGAACUCUUCGUUAAGGCCAGUGUUGAUGCUGAGAGUGUGGGGAACUGCCCCUUCUGUCAGAGACUCUUCAUGAUUCUUUGGUUAAAAGGGGCCAACUUUACCCUCACUACUGUGGACAUGAAGAGGGCACCUGAUGUGCUGAAGGCUUUGGCUCCAGGUUCUCAGCCUCCCUUCCUCCUCUACAACGAAGAGGUCAAAACGGACACUAACAAGAUUGAGGAGUUCCUGGAGGAGACCUUGGCCCCACCGCAGUAUCCAAAAUUAUGCUGUAAAUACAAAGAGUCCAACGGUGCUGGAGAAGACAUCUUCCGAACAUUCUCAGGAUAUAUAAAGAACCCCAAUCCUGCAUCCAAUGACAUGCUAGAAAAGAAAUUUCUGUCAACUUUGGUGAAGCUGAACAUGUACCUGGAGACGCCUCUGCCUCAUGAGCUUGACAAGAACCCAAAUGCCACUGAGUCCUCACGCCUCUACCUGGACGGUGACACCCUCACCUUGGCUGACUGUAACUUGCUUCCCAAACUCAACAUUGUAAAGGUGGUGUGCAAGGAGUACCGUGACUUUGCCAUCCCCACAGAGCUGAAAGGUCUGACACGUUACCUGAAUAAUGCCUACAAAAAAGAUGAGUUUCGUUUUACCUGCCCAAAUGACUCAGAGAUCCUCCUUGCCUACCGCUCUGUGGCAAAGUACCUGAAUAAAUAGAUCAAGAGGGAGCAGUAGAAGUGAGAAAAAAGAAGAAUAGAAUGACAAAUGGAGAGAAAAGGUGACUAAAUGCCUGAAAACCGUACAUGAUUUGUGCUUUAGUCUGCUUGAGUGUGGAAAAUGAAAUUUGUUUGUAGUGGCAUGUUUGGUAAUUCGUUUUCUCUAAAAAGUACUGUUGUUUUCAUGAAUUGGGCUCAUAUAUUUUUUAAAGUGAAAACUGCUACUUCAAAGGUUUUUGUACAUACUGUAUAUGAUUUGGUUUUACUGAUGUGGAUUUCUUAUUCAGCCCCUGUGAGACCGAGAAAGCACUGUAAAUCCCAGAGAAUAUUUAUGUUAUGUCUCAUUGCUCGUGCAUGUAUUUUGUCUAAGCAUUUGCGUUUUGUUGAUUGCAAUUUAUUGAUUAAAUUUUGACAUGAAAUAUGUCUAGAACAUUACUGGUAUAAACAUAAAAAACAAAUGGCCCUGACUGUAGAUAAAGCAGACUGUAAAGCUAUUCUUUCAAACUAACAAGGAAAACUGUUUAUCUCAAUGGAAAUUACUAACAACCCUUUAUGUAAUUUUUUGUCCUCUUUAUGAUUUUUUGUGUGUAAGUUACUGCAUGUUUCUCAGUAGUGACUCAGUGAUGUUCAAUAUUGACAUAUAUGUAAUUUAACUGAAUGGAGACAGGG